Lepisosteus oculatus (spotted gar) is the source of this 1546-nucleotide messenger RNA. NCBI's taxonomy places the organism in Eukaryota, Metazoa, Chordata, Actinopteri, Semionotiformes, Lepisosteidae. The record is from RefSeq and is a predicted model, not a curated record.
GGACAGGCUCAGGAAGGGGCAGACAGACGACAGGGCGAUGGAGGGAUGGGGAAGGAGUGGAGAGGAGAGAGUGAUGCUGACUGACACACGCCUUUGCGCUGUAGCUGCUCCGCGUGUCUCCUGCCGGUGACGUGGACGUGAACGUGAGAGCGGAGGGCCAUUGUGACGCCGGGCGGGGCUCGGCGCGGCUCCGCGGGGCGCUGGGGGCGGCGUGUCCUGCCGCAGCCGCCGUAGCCGCGCACCCGGAAGGACGGAGGGGAGGGGAGGAUGCCCAUGCAGAGGGAGACACAAGCAGGCAGGCGGCGAGGAGAGGUGUUGUGGAGAAGUUCUCCGGUGUGAGAAACUGCGCAGGGACUGGCGGCAGCGCAGAGCCGAGAGCCCCUGACAGGAAGGAGCAGCCCCUGACCGCUGGCCUCAGCCGCGUGGUGCCUGACCGCUCGCCGGUGUCCAGGAGGGCCCUCGGCCCGCUCCCUGUGCUUGGCCCUUGUGUGCGGGGAGGAUGGGCGCGGGCGCGGCCCCGGCGCUGCAGUGGCUGCAGGAGUGGGCGGCGGUGUCCGUGCUGCGUGCGCGCCGCACGCUGCUCCAGGCCGCCGUCCUGCUGUGCGUGCUGGUGCUGCUGCUCUGGGUGGCCAUCUUCCUGUACGGCAGCUUCUACUACUCCUACAUGCCCACCGUCAGCUUCGCCACGCCCGUCCACUACGUGUACAGCUGUGUGAUUGCAGUUUUGCCCUCCUGCAGGCUGAGUCCUCCUGUGUCCCAGCAGGCCAUGCUGCACUACCGGUCAAGUCUACUGGAGACCCUGGCCACUCUAUUCUUCUCACCCCUUCUGUUGUCCGGCAUGGCGGAGCAGAAACAAUUACUGGAAGUGGAGCUAUACAGUGACUACAGGGAGAAUUCGUACGUCCCGACUGUGGGCGCGCUGCUCGAGAUCCAGACUCGCCGGAUCCAGAUCUACUCCGCACAGCUGCGGAUCCACGCCCACUUCACCGGCAUCCGGUACCUGCUGUAUAAUUUCCCAGUGACCUCAGCGGUGAUCGGGGUGGCCAGUAACUUUGCCUUCCUCAGCGUCAUCGUGCUCUUCAGCUACCUGCAGUUCAUCUGGGGCGGGCUGUGGCCCCGGGACCAGAUCAGGGUGCAGGUCUCGAUGGGGGAUCAAGUGAGACUCCAGCAGAGGAGAGAGGAGGUCCGGCGACGUAUGAGAGCCCCCAGCGCACAGACCCAGGUCACGCACGCAGCGGGCGGCGCCAGCGCCGGCGCGGACACUGGGGCAGGACCCUCGGGGCUGACCGGCUCAGAGCCUGCGCGGACGAAAGAUGAGCUGGACGCAGUGAGGGAAGAGGCUCUGGAGACCAUCGGUUCCCUGAGUGGACACCCUGACCUGCAGCAGCACUACUCAGGAGAGACAGAAUAGGAACAGACAGGCAGGCAGGCAGCUGAGGACCAGCACUGGUUUCUGCAGAGUGAAGACUAAUAAACUGCUUGUGUCAGACUUUGACUGACCGCGAGUGUGUCGGACCGCUAGUGUGUCAGAGUUUGACUGUGUCGG